Molecule: messenger RNA, 2286 nt
Organism: Cladocopium goreaui
Lineage: Eukaryota; Dinophyceae; Suessiales; Symbiodiniaceae
Source: the annotation of a GenBank genome assembly
CCAUGGCAGCUGCUCUGAUGCUAGCGCGGAUGGCCACGUGCCACGCGUGCCACGCGUGCCACGUGGACGCUUCCAGCGAAAUGGUCAUGGGCGAUGGAGUCGAUGGAACGACACCAGUCAGUUGUGGAGUGCACCAGAGGCAUCGCCGAUUGCAAGGAGAGAAAACAGUGGCAGAAAGCUUCAUGGUUAUUGACCCAGCUGAAGAUACAAGGUCUUCAGGCUGAUGAGAUUACUUACAAUGCCUUAAUCAGUGCUGGCCAGUGGCAACAAGCAGUGCAGUGGCUCUUGCAGCUUCAAGAGAUUCGUUUGCGCGCGCAGGUCAUUUCUUACGGUGCAGCAGUCAAUGCAUGUGCUGAGGCAUCCAAGUGGCAGCAGGCAUUGGCGUUGCUUUGGGAGCUGGAAAAGGAGGUGGUUUCACCAAAUACCAUAGUUUGUAAUUCAGUGAUCAGUGCCUGCGCAAGAGCCUCUCAAAGCCAAGUGGCUCUUGAAGUGAUCGGUGGACUGGCAGAAAGAAACCUAGAGCACAACCUGUUGACCUUCACUAUUGCAAUCACUGUGUAUGAGAAGAUGAGCAUGUGGCCCAAGGGUUUGUCCUUGCUAGUGAGCAUGAAAGACAAGGGUCUGGAAGGGAAUUCAAUUUCCUACACCACUACCAUUAAAAGCUGUGAGUGGCGAAGAUCACAGGAACUCCUUUCUGAUGUCCAGAAAAAAAGCAGAGCUGAUAGUAUCCUUUACAGUGCUUGCAUCGGUGCUUGUGAGCAAGCAACACACUGGCAACAAGCACUUGGAACUUUGGACAUGCUUGCGAUCCACGGACUUCAGGCUGGUGUCGCCUUGAAUGCAGCUAGCAGUGCAGGGCAAAAGGCAAAUCUUUGGACAUCUACCUUGGCCAUGCUGACCACUGAGAGAUGGAGCCAAGCAGAUGUGAUCUCCUUUAACUCGGUCAUCAGUUCUUGUAAAGCUCAAUGGCCGCUGGCCCAUCACCUUCUCGCGGGAAUGCAGGCGCAAAGCUUGAAGCCCGACCUGAUUGGAUACAAUAGCGGGAUAAGUUCAUGUGCUGCGGCAGAAUGGCAACGUGCAUUGGAGCUUUUCAAAGGCUUGCAGUGUGGGCCAUGGAAUUUGCGCGUCAACGCUGUGACCUUUGGUGCUUCAACGAGUGUGUUGGAGUCUACAUCUGAAUGGCUUUGGGCUCUUGAACUCUUGCAGAAGGCGACCUCAUGUGGAGAGGCCAAUGCCAUCACUUACAGUGCAGCCAUCGGUGCAUGUGAAACGGCCAACCUUUGGCAGCAAGCCUUGCUACUUCUUCAACAGCUUGAAACUGGAAGGGUGGAAGGUCGCUUGCUGGGCUAUAGUGGAGCCAUUGGUGCCUGUGGCAGAGCUGGACGCUGGGAACAGGCCUUGCUACUGCUCCAGAGAUGUUGUGAAAGCAGCCGGCCCUCCAUCGUGACCUUUGGUGCUGCGGCCAAGGCCUGUGAAAGAUCUGCCAAGUGGCAAGAAGCCUUGGAACUGCUGCUGCAAGUUGAGAGUCAUCAGCUAAGUUGUAAUGUGAUCAUGAUGAACUCAGCCAUCAGUUCUUGUGAAAAAGCCUCCGAAUGGCGCCAAGCCCUUCACCUCUUGGGAGACUUUGCAACACAGUCUUUGCAAGCUGACAUCAUCAGUUACAAUGCGGCCAUCAGUGCCUGUGAGUUCUCGGCGCCUUUGGGUUUGAGCCUAGCUUUACUCAAUGAGGCCCGGCUUCAACGACUGGUCAAUGUGAUUACUUUCAGUGCUACCAUCAGUGCGUGCGAGAAAGCAACUGCCUGGCAAUCUGCUGUGUAUUUCUUGGAUCAUCUCCAGCAGUUCCAUUUGGAAGCCAACUUGGUGACCUGCAACGCUGUGAUGGCUGCAUGUGAGAAGGCCUCUCAAUGGCUACAGGCCUUGUCCUUGCUUGGACUGGCCUGGACACGGGAUGUCCUCACCUUGGCCUCGGCCAGUGGAGCCCUGGACGUUGCCGGGAAGACGUUGGAAGUGCUGCCACUGUUGGAUUUGGCCGAAGACAUUGGAACUGCCGGGCUGGAAAGGAUUGGGAAAGUUCCCAGAAGUUCCCAGUUGGGCUGAAAAAUGAAGAGAAAAAUGCUGUGAGAUGCUGCCAGCAAAGUGUAAAAACUCGAGAAUGUAGCAGUUGGGACCAAGUUCAGGGCUGUGCACAGUUGCUGUUUUGGAACUGAGAAUGUCGCAGCUUGAAACGUUAGAAGAAGUGACCUCGAAAGAGUAGCAGCUUGGCAAACAGGCAUGGCAACGUCACCG